UUCUUUCCUCUUUCGGCCCGGUGUUGCAUCCAUGAGAGUGUCAGGAAUUGGCACAGGAGUGCACCAGGGCGCAUGCUCUCGGUAGCUCACAGCAGCCCAGAGCCGGGGGCUUAGUUUAAUAAGGAGCGAGCCGAGCGACAGACAAGGAAGAAGGCGGCGGCGGCGGCGGCAGCAGCAGCAGCAGAACUACUAUCAGCAGGCGGAAAAAAAUAAUAAUAAUAAUAACGAGCCCACAGGGCGAAAGCGUCCGCCAUGGGCUUUCCUUUCUUGCGCGCCUUCUCCGUUUCUUCAUGAAUUAGAGCUGAAAGGGUGGGGGCGGGGAGAGCUGAAGACACCCCAAGGCCCCCAGGCAUGGCCAAUUCGUGCGCUGUUCAGGUGAAACUGGAGCUUGGCCAUCGAGCCCAGGUGAGGAAGAAACCCACCGUGGAAGGUUUUACUCACGACUGGAUGGUAUUUGUUAGAGGACCCGAGCAUAGUAACAUUCAGCACUUUGUGGAGAAAGUCGUUUUUCACUUGCAUGACAGCUUCCCUAGGCCAAAAAGAGUGUGCAAAGAUCCACCAUACAAAGUUGAAGAAUCUGGGUAUGCUGGGUUUAUUUUGCCAAUAGAGGUUUACUUUAAAAACAAGGAAGAACCGAAGAAAGUCCGCUUUGACUAUGAUCUGUUCCUGCAUCUGGAAGGACACCCACCUGUAAACCAUCUUCGCUGUGAAAAGCUUACUUUUAACAAUCCAACAGAGGAGUUCAGAAGAAAGCUACUUAAAGCUGGCGGAAUCAUGGUUAUGUCAGAUGGAACAUCAGUUGCUUCGGGGCAAAGUCUUCAUCUCCCUAAUCUUCCCACUAAUUCCCUGUCUUUUUCUGAAGUGAAGAAAAAAUCAUCUCAUGGGCCAAAGGAGCUUAGCAAGAGUGUAAGCACUGGUUGCAGCAGCAGUAGUAGUAACAGUUUUUCAAAGCCCCAUAAAUUAUCAAAGGAGCACAAGGAAAAAUCUUCAAAAGACUCAAAAGAACAUAAAAGUGCCUUCAAAGAACCUUCCAGGGAACACUACAAAUCUUCCAAAGAAUCCUCUAAAAAACCCAAAGAAAACAAACCACUAAAGGAUGAAAAAAUUGUUCCUAAGAUGGCCUUCAAAGAGCCCAAACCUAUGUCAAAGGAGCCAAAAUCAGAAAAUAACAUACUGACCAUAAGUGGUGGACAGCAACAAGAAAAGAAGGCCUCCUCCAAAAGGCCUCCUGGUCUGGAUUCUGAGGACCUUGCAGCCAAAAAGAAGAAGAAAGGUGGAUCUGAGGCUUUAUUUAAAAGUUUUUCUAAUGCUCCCCCACUGAUACUUACUUGCUCCAGUGUGGAGAAAAAACAGACAAAAGAUAAAUCUCAGUUUAAAAUUGGGAAAGUUAAAAUGGAAAGUGAGCCGGUGGAGAAAAAGAAAAAUACAUUACCACCUUUUGAUGAUAUUGUGGACCCUAAUGAUUCUGAUAUGGAGGAGAAUGUGUCUUCGAAAUCAGAAUCCGAGCAACCCAGCCCUGCAAGUUCAAGUUCGAGCUCUAGCUCCAGUUUCACACCAUCUCAGAACAGUCGACAGCAAGGUCCUUUGAGGUCUAUAAUGAAAGAUCUGCAUUCUGAUGAUAAUGAAGAUGAAUCUGAUGAAGCAGAUGAGAAUGACAAUGACUCUGAGAUGGAAAGACCUAUAAAUACUCACGGAGGAAGUAGAGUGCGCAGGGUUAGUUUAAGUGAUGGAAGUGACAGUGAUAGCAGUUCUGCAUCUUCACCUCUACACCAUGAUCCUCCACCUUUAUUAAAAACCAACAAUAACCAGAUUCUGGAAGUAAAGAGUCCUAUAAAACAAAGUAAAUCUGAAAAACAGAUUAAGAAUGGUGAUUGUGAUAAGGCAUAUCUUGAUGAAUUAGUUGAGCUUCACAGAAGGUUAAUGACUCUAAGAGAAAGACAUAUACUGCAACAGAUUGUAAAUCUUAUAGAAGAAACGGGACAUUUUCACAUCACAAACACUACGUUUGACUUUGACCUUUGCUCACUGGACAAAACCACAGUUAGAAAAUUACAGAGUUACCUGGAAACAUCUGGAGCAUCCUGAGGACAUCAGUUGUGGUUGCAUUAAAAACUGCUGGUUGUUUGUUUGUUUUUUAUCUGAAAAAGAAAAAAAGAAAAAUAAAACAUUCAGAACGAUGCAGCCAUGGUGCAAAAACCCCAACAGCUCUCUUCAGCUUUAUUUUUAUUUUAUUUUUUUGUUAAAGCCAGUUCAUCAUCUCUUGAUAAAGGAGAAGAAAAAUGACAAGCCUCAGCGAAUUGCUCUUCUCACCAAGGAAAUGCUCUGGAAGAGUUAGCCUGGAUAGCCUUGAAAAAAAAAAAAACACUUAAUGAAUGUGUAUGGUAUCAUGUGUCUCUCUCUGUGGUACUCCAGGCCACAAGAUAAAUGCAUGUUCAACACACUGCCUUAUUACAUAACUGAUCUAUUUAUUACUGCAUAUGCAUAUUCCAACGUCCUUGAGGGAAUGGCACUACCAGACGCUACAAUGUCCCGUGUCUCACGGAUGCUCCUUGGAUCCAGCACACCGCCAUCACAGGCCUUCUGACCUUACUCUUGCUUUCAUGCCACUUUGUCUUGACCCUUUUGCUAGUACAGUGUGAAAACCCCACUGCAUUGUUUGGUUUCAAUUUCUGUGGUUCCCCAAAAUAAGAUACUGGUGUGGGGUAAGGCAGAAAAGUCUAUCCAUUUUUUUAAAAUGCUCAGUCUACUGUAGCAGGAUCACCCAGGUUAUAAUUAAUGUGCUCAUUUUGGACUACAUGUAACAAAACAAAAGGAGAUUCUGACCUGUUAUUAAGGGGAAAAAACACAAAUGUGUUAAUACAGUAUGCUAUCCCAAUUCAGAAUUGCUUUCCCGUCAACAUUUCUGCAUCUGUUUUAAGGUUAUAUUAGAAACAAAUAUAACAUUAUAAGCAGAUGUUUGCCAUAAGAGGAAUACUAGUUCAGUUUUCAUGGUAUAGACAGAAAGCCCUUGAUUGGGAACUAUUUACGGCCAAUAUGCUGAAAAUUAUUUCUAAAUUUCAUUACUUGUUCCAUACUUCACAUUCAGUUGUAAUAGGGCUCUUAACUCAAACUGGUUAAUCAGAUUAAUUUCAAUUGCAUAAUUAAUACAUAUUAUGUUUGGAUGUGAAUAAAUGAGUUCUAAACUACUCUCCCACCCCCAUCCUUUCUUUUUUUAAAAAAAAAAAAAUUCUACAUUCGUGCAUGUAUUGCUAUAGGGACCACCUGAGAACUUGUAUUCCUUCCAUUUUUUUUUCAGAGAUGUUUGGACUUCUUCCAAAAUGUUACCUGUCCUACCAUUUUAAACUUUUUAAUGGUAAAAUGAUGUUUUCUGAAAAAAAAAAAACAGCCACCCAAUAGAAACAUCUUUCUUUAGUGAAAUUAUCUACUAAACAUCACUGCCCUGAUUUCCAGAAGUAUUUUUUAAUCUUUAACAAAAGUAAUUUCAUAAAACAAAAUAAAACUCCAUUUAAAGAAAGAGGGCAGAAAAGAGGCCUUCUCUUAUUGAAGCCAUUAAAGCAGGGAUGUCAAGUGAUAUAUCCUGAUAGAAGAUGUUGCUUAAGGACUACUUUUGGAUCUGAAGGAUUUGUUAGCCUUUUCAAAAUAAGCUGUGCUUGAAAGGCUGUUGUAUAUCCAAUUGCUGCUUAGUUACCAGAUUAUCAUCUGUUGCUACAGAAUCAUCCUGCAGAAACAUCUAAUGGAUUUCCUUGUUCUUUGUGCACAGUAUGUUGCAGUAUGAAAAAUUAAGUUUGUAGUAAGGUUAUUUCUUCAUCAUCAAAUGGGAAUUCUUAACGCUGUUUCUUUAAGUCCAAAGAAAUUAUUUCCUUUUGUGUGUAUGUUAUGUGUGUGAAUGUGGGUUUAUUUUUUAUUAUUUUUAAAUUAAGAUAUUUGACCUAAACUACGGAAGUCUAUCUUAGACUUUCAAAAGAACAAGUGUACUUUUCUUCAGUAAUGUUAUGACUCUUAUUGAUGAUUGGCAUGAAACAUACUUGAAGUGUUAUGUUCUUUUUUAAGUCCAACUGUUAAAUGUGCAAUUGUUGGGAUGGGAGGUUUUUGAAAUCUUUUGACAUCAGGUGUAUGAUGUGAUCUUGGAGCACGGCGGGAGAUGUUUGAGUGGGUUUUUUACAUUUUUGUUAGCAUUUUUAUAUGAAAUGUUUGAAAAUCUAAAGGCUGUCUUUCAACUUUUUUUAACAGUGCACAUUCAACACGAUUCAUUUCAAUUUGAGCACAAAAUCUGUUCUUUGGGGGAGGGGUCAAUGUUGACUUUUCUAACUAAAUUUUGUGGCAAAAACUCUUGAGAGAUUGUUGGAAGGAGCACAGGCCAACAUAACUUUGACUAUAUACUGGACAUGUGUUUUUUCUUUGUUUUUAAAAAGGCAAAGUAAGUCCUUUGAGCCACAAAAAAUAGUAGCUGAUGUACAGAAUUUGUGGGGGUGGAGGGGUUAACUAUGUAAAGGGAAUAUUACUGAAAUUACAGUAGACUCUUAACUCUGACUUGCAUGUAGCUCAUCAGUCAUCCUUAUAAAAUGUUAGUUCUCUAGUUUGAUGAGAAUGAGGAUGGAAUAAACACAUUUCAGCUGCAUUUGUGUAUUGAAAGUGAAGAGUGUUUUCCACAAAAUUCUGGUAGAAUAAGAGCUGGUAAGUGGUGUCCUUUUUUUAAAAAAAAAACAAUUUACUUUAGUUAUUUUGUAUGCUGAAACAAAAUAAAUUCUUUUUCAAU
Molecule: messenger RNA, 4756 nt
Organism: Notechis scutatus (mainland tiger snake)
Lineage: Eukaryota; Metazoa; Chordata; Lepidosauria; Squamata; Elapidae
Gene: MLLT3
Product: MLLT3 super elongation complex subunit
Biological process (GO): positive regulation of DNA-templated transcription
Cellular component (GO): transcription elongation factor complex
Molecular function (GO): chromatin binding
Source: RefSeq, a predicted model, not a curated record